Molecule: messenger RNA, 3871 nt
Organism: Triplophysa dalaica
Lineage: Eukaryota; Metazoa; Chordata; Actinopteri; Cypriniformes; Nemacheilidae
Gene: itgb3b
Product: integrin beta 3b
Exons: 15
Coding region: 114-2480 (788 amino acids)
Biological process (GO): integrin-mediated signaling pathway; cell adhesion mediated by integrin; cell migration
Cellular component (GO): cell surface; integrin complex; focal adhesion
Molecular function (GO): integrin binding; fibrinogen binding; fibronectin binding
Source: RefSeq, a predicted model, not a curated record
UUUGGAGUUACUCUGGUGUCCGUGUUGUAACGUUAAGGGAGGAGGGAGGCGAGGACGCAGAGUGAAGAAGUGAAGCGCGUUCAACGCCUGAAUCUAUCGGACAUUUAUCCGAGAUGGAGACUUUAUCCAAACUCGCCUUCAGUUUAUGGAUUUAUUGUUUAUUUCAAACAGAUGUUGUACUAGGCUCCAACAUCUGUACUUCUCGAGGGGCCAGUACAUGUCAGCAGUGUCUGGCUGUUCAUCCUACCUGUGCCUGGUGUUUUGAAGAGGGAUUUGGACAUGAUGUCUCUGGAUCCUCCCGGUGUGACCUAAAGAAGAAUCUUAUAGAAGCAGGAUGCAGUAAAAGAGGCCUGGAGUAUCCCACCAGCAAAACGUCUGUAACAGAGGACAAGCCUCUUAGUGACAAGGCAUCUGGAUCCACCACCGACGUCACACAAAUCAAACCACAGCGCAUGUACAUCACUCUUAGACCUGAUGAUUCUCAAGUCUUCAAACUUAAAGUCCGGCAAGUUGAGGAUUACCCUGUGGAUCUGUAUUAUCUGAUGGACCUGUCCUACUCCAUGAACGAUGACUUGUCUCAGUUGCGGAAACUGGGACGGGGCCUGGCUGAAGAGAUGAGUAAAACCACCAGUAAUCUGCGAAUGGGCUUCGGGGCUUUUGUGGAUAAACCGGUGUCUCCGUACAUGUACAUCUCUCCUCAGGAGGCUGUGUUAAAUCCCUGCUAUUCGAUCCCAUACAAGUGUCAGCCUCAGUUUGGCUACAGACAUGUUCUCUCUCUGACGGAGGAGGUGAGCCGCUUUACAGAGGAGGUGAAGAAACAGAAAGUGUCUCGCAACAGAGAUGCUCCAGAGGGAGGCUUUGAUGCCAUCAUACAGGCAGCUGUGUGCAAGGAAAAAAUUGGUUGGAGGCCGGGUGCAUCCCACCUACUGGUUUUCACCACAGAUGCCAAGACACACGUGGCGCUGGACGGACGCCUGGCAGGCAUUGUGCGACCCAAUGAUGGCCAAUGCCAUGUGGGCACAGACAACGUGUACAACAUGUCGACAACUAUGGACUACCCCUCCCUGGCUUUAAUCACAGAGAAAAUGUCUGAAAACAACAUAAAUCUCAUUUUCGCUGUGACCACCCAUGUAGAAUCACUAUAUAAGAACUACAGUGAACUAAUUCCUGGCACUGCAGUGGGGAUUCUGUCUGAAGAUUCGCACAAUGUCAUCCAGUUAAUACAGGACGCAUACGCUAAACUGCGCUCUAAGGUUGAGCUGGAGCUCUUGAAUGUCCCUGAAGAGCUCAGUCUGACAUUUAAUGCCACGUGUCUCAACGGAGAGGUCAUCCCAGGACUGAAAUCUUGCUCUGGACUCAAAAGAGGAGAUACAGUCUCAUUUACAGUAGAGGCUAGGGCCAGGGGCUGCCCCAAACAGAAACGCAAGACCUUCACCAUCAAGCCUGUGGGCUUCAAAGACACCCUGCAGAUCACAGUCAACAUCGAGUGCGAGUGUAAAUGUCAAGCGAAGGCCGAGCCUGACAGUCCCGUCUGUCACCACGGCAACGGCACCUACGAGUGUGGGAUAUGCCUGUGUAACCCAGGACGACUGGGCCCCAGGUGUGAGUGUGCAGAGGGGGACUACAGCCCCACUAAGCAGGACGCCUGCAGCGGUCCGGACAGGGUGAUCUGCAGCGGCCGGGGUGACUGCGUGUGCGGGCAGUGUGUUUGCUACAAUAAUGAUUUCGGCAAGGUGUGGGGAAAAAGAUGCGAGUGUGAUGAUUUCAGCUGCCUGCGGUAUAAAGGAGAGCUCUGCUCAGGUCAUGGAACAUGUUCCUGUGGGUUUUGCCAGUGUGAUCCGGAUUGGAAGGGGGAAAACUGUAACUGUUCUACUCGCACAGACACCUGUAUGUCCAGUUUAGGGCUGCUGUGCAGUGGCCGUGGCCAGUGUGUUUGUGGAAGCUGUGAGUGCACUCAGCCUGGGGCCUACGGCUCCACCUGCGACAAAUGCCCAACUUGUCCUGAUGCCUGCACCAUUAAGAAGGAUUGUGUCGAGUGUAAACACUUUAAAAGAGGCAAACUAUUCGACGAUGAGACAUGCGGUCGAAUCUGCAGAGAUGAAAUCACACUGGUGGAUGAUCUAAUCUUUCAUGAUAAGAAUGCAGUCAAUUGCACCUAUAAGGAUGAAGACGAUUGCGUGCAAAGGUUUCAGUACUAUGAAGACAACAGCGGCAAAUCUAUCUUGUUUCUAGUCAAAGAACCAGACUGUCCUAAAGGUCCUGAUAUUUUGGUGGUGCUCCUGUCGGUAGCAGGUGCCAUCUUAUUCUUGGGUCUGGCCGCCCUGCUCAUCUGGAAACUGCUCAUCACCAUCCACGAUCGCCGUGAAUUUGCAAGGUUCGAGGAGGAACGGGCGCGUGCCAAAUGGGAAACGGGCCACAACCCACUCUACAAAGGGGCCACGUCAACAUUUACCAACAUUACAUAUCGAGGCAAGGACUGACUACAGUGACCGACAUGAACUUCACAGGGUUGACAGAUAAUAUCUGUGUGUAAACCAUCUUCUAACCAUGUUGUGAUCAUGCAAGAGCAAGAACAGAAAAGUGUUGUACAUUUUAUAGCUGUAAAUAUGUACAGUCAAAAUAACAAGGUAAGGCCACGUUCACACUUAACUUCUUUUUUGACAGGACGUAUUUGGUUACAAAUAGCAGCUGAACGUCAUGACUUCAGAGGCGACGUCUGUACAGGAAGGCAGCCAAGAAACACAUAGGCAGCGUAACGGAAGUCUAUUUAAAACUAAACAGAGAGCGUCUCUGCAAUAACUUCACAUAUGUAAAAACUACAUUUUAAACUUAAACUUGUACAAAACUAUGCUCCAACGGGCGUUUCGGCCACCAUUUAAUUUUUCGAGCUCGAGCCUUCUCGACCAAUCACGUUCCUCAUAUCUUGUUACGGAAGCGACAGGUCUCUGGUUAGCUGUGAAAAAGCUUGAUGUAGGGCGUCUUUUUUAGAAAAGUUUAACUUUUUUCAACCUCGGAAGACGCUCUGAGCUGCAGAAAAAGCCACUGGCGUUUAAAAAAUCGCUCAGGACGUUUUUUGAAAAAAGAGUUUACUCCAUAGGAUUAUAAUGUAAAACAGAUGCUAGCAGCUUCAAAAAAGAAGUCAAGUCUGAACAUGGCCUUAUUCGGUCAGACUUAUACUAUCUCUUCAUAAAAGUCUUAGAUUUGUUUGUCACUGGAUAAAGCAUAAUCUUUAGACUAAUGUCAAGUCGUAUUUUUGUCAGCACAGUGCCUGAGAGAUUAGCUGCUCAUUUCAGCAGCACACGCCAAACUAUUUCCUCUCUCUUUCCACUUGCAGCGGGCUGUGACAGAUAUGAAUGCGAACAGCCUGAGCAAUUGUUGCAACUACUGAUGGGUUGUGUUAACACUGUAUCCCUCAUUAUGAGAAUGACAUGUUCUUAUUUAAAGCUGUGGGUAUAGCUUUAUUAAUAUUCCGAAAUUACACCAUCCUUGAUCAUUCACGCUUUACGUUGGCUACUGAUUUUGGAUGUGUAUGCCUUGUUCCUAAAUCUAAGAUCCAAAAGUCCUGUAUAGUCCUGUAUACAUAUGUUUUGUUGUACUGUAAGUAUUGUCUGUUGCAUUAAAUGUUCAAUAAAAAUAACCUGAUGAAACGUAAUUCAUAAACUGAUAGAAUGACAAAAGCCAUUCUCAAAUCAAUUGCAAGAAGGUAACAGUGCCCCCUAAUGGGAAUUAAAUGAACUUCUGGAUUCAAUAUUUUUGCACUGUUAGAACAUUGAACUUGAACAUAGAAGUGUAAUAUAAUUCAUUUAAUUAUUUUUAUUUUAUUGUUGGCGAGUGGGGUUAAUAGGGGAUUAAUAAAGGACAUUGAUAAAAA